AAUGGAGUUUUGGGAGUUCUCAGAGAUGGAGAGGAUUCUUCAUCAGAUUGAUUUCUUUUUUAUGCCCGUUAGACAGAAGUUCGUGUUCACUGGCAAGAAUGUAGUAGUGAACUUGUUCCCAUACAACACCAAUAACGUUCAAAGUGAUUGUCCCUUAUCCUUCUGGUUUUUUUUUUGAAAGGCAGAAAAUUAUGAAUUAUUUUACGCUCCACAAAAUCUCUGAGAUAUUGGCAAUUUUUCUUGUUAACUUCUUCUCAUUCAUCUUGUAAGUCAGAUCUGAGAAUACGCAGACAACAAAGAACAUUUUUGGAUAAUUUCCGAAUGAUAAAUAAAAAAGGAAGCGGAAACUCCCGGUGAGAAACUCGUCUUGCCAUCACUGAAUUUCCUCUUCAAGUCCCUCGAUUCUCAAAACGGAAGAAUAAAACAGUUGAAAAGGGGGAAAGAAAGAAUAGAGAGUCUAAGUCCACCCAGGCACGACUGACGUGGUCAAGCAGCGAAACGAGUCCCCACUGUGGAUCCCAAUGGGCCCACACGCACCACGAGAGGGCCCCCCGACCACGGACUAGCGUUCACCAGGGGCCUCAGUACUGCCCGAUCGCUCACUUGAGAUUCAUUUGAGACAAAACAAAUUCCUGACCGCUUGAUAAUUAAUGAAACUAUUGGGAAAAUUAAUAGAACGAAAAGAUAUAACGGUACAUAUUUCCUCUCACCGGUAAAAUUUGUCAUCAUUGGCAAACAGUGACAUCAGUUGGUGUUCCUGUUAUUUCUAAGAAAGAGAAAUAUUCCGAAUGAAAUUUAGAAUCAGAUUUGACAAUUUGAAAUACGAGAUUUGGAAAAUCAAAAAAUUAUUUAUUUUUAUCUCGCCAGUAGAUGAAUAUUUUGCAACAUUACAAGCUGGCACUUGUACUUUUUCCUAGUACAUAAAACUUUUCCGGAUAAUGUAUGAAAUUUACAUUUUUGUGAUUUUUGGUUUUAAAAAAAUGUGAAGAUUUUAUUGAGCCGAUGAUUUGGAUUGUUGUUACGGCUGAAAUUGAAAGAAAAUCGAAAAAAACAGACACUUCCGGCUCAUCCGUGGCUCCAGAAAAUUCACAGAAAUUGAUAAAACAUGAAGAUGGAGGUAGUCUUGUCAUCGUCAGGGCGUUUUGGGGAUCACGACACACCCUUCAAGAAUGAAGAAAUACGGGAAUGGUCGGGAGUAGAUCAGAUUACGGGGAUGUUGGAGCAGGCCAGGAUUGAGACAGGUCAAUGGCGAGCUAUCCAUAAUGGUUCUGCUCAUUCCUACGGAAAAAUGGUGGAUUCUCGUCAACGGAACAACGUCGAUGGCACAGUCAUUCAAAAGGCUCGUCGACAAGUCGAAGUCUUUCAGAGCCAGGAGCCAGGCAGACGAGUUCAGGUGGUCCGAGCCUCUCAGUGGUCAUCCUCCAGAGUCACAGAUCAUCUAGGACCUCCGUCUCUCCUCACCAAUCCCGAAAAAUACCCAUUCCUGAAGCGCAGCACCUCAGACGACGAUUUAUCCCUAUUUUCUUUAGAAAAUCCAUCAAAAUCUCCAAUAUCAAGUUUCACCCGAACAUCAAAAAUACGAAGAUCCCUUCAAAUCCCAACAAACGGUUCAAAAGUUUACCUUCCUGUAUCGACUCUUCAAAAAUCUCCACCGAAUUCUAAAAAAGUACUAGAAAAUCACAGUACCCUCGAAAACUCUAAAAGAAGUCCUGAACAUCCUAUUCCUAAAAAUUCCCCGCAAUCAUGUGAGAAUCAUUAUAGUCCCACCAAUCCCCAAAAAUCAUUGGAGACUCACUUCAUCUCGGAAAAUCCCAUUGAGAACCAUUACAUCCCCAUAUCGUCAGCAAUAACUUUGAAAGAUCCGAAGAAAGCGGAAAUUUCCAUAAAAAAUCAAGCCCUCAAACCCCAGCGAUCACCACAUUUAUCUCCGAAAGCCUCGAGGUCUCAGGUUUCAUCCCCGAAGCCUCAAAGAUCCCAGGUGACUGUCGUAAACCUGAUAAAUCCUCCAAAAACGAGUAUCGUAACACUGGGCUCUUCAGGGACACUGGGAAUUCCGGCAAUUCCUAGUCUUUCAAAAAAGAAAGUUGGAUUUUGCAAAACAGAGAUUCACUUCGCUGCGGACUCCGGUAAAGUGAAUAUUGUUGAGACCGAUGGAAAACCACCGCCGACAAAUAAAUUCCGGCGCAGGCGAAAGGCCCAGACUUUUUUACCGAAUCUACUAAAAAACAAAGAUGGCAAUGUGGCAAUUUUCGGAGAGAUGGAGAGAAAGGUAUGGGUCAAUUCAGACGUCAAUCCGAAGAUUCACACGACAACAAUUUGUCUUGGAGAUAGAGGCAUAGGAGGGGCUGUGGAUAAAGUUGAUUUUAGAACUAGAGGUGAUCUAGAAUCCCCUAAAGCUGUUUCCGAAUUCAUUUCUAAGCGAAAUCUGGCCAAUUUUGUUUCGCGAGAUUCUGAAGAUAACAAAGUUCUCUCGACUGUUAUCGCCACUCACGAGUCCACGAUUGCAAGAGUAGAGGACAAUGUCUCACCUGGAAAGCCCCAUGUUAUUAGUGACAAAGACUCCUUAAAUGGAGUGGAAGAAAAAAAGAUCGAGGAGACUGACAAGACAGUGAAAAGUGAAGAGGUGCAGCAAAACAGUGGGGAUACGACGACACAAAUAGUUGAGACAGAUCCAGCAGCACCACUCUAUGUUAAUGUGUUCGGAAGAGUCAGGGACGCCUUUCCGGUUUACGAGAAUUAUCGAGUGGAGAACGAGAAGAAGCAGAAGAGCGAGAUCAAACCACCGAAGGAGGAGAAAGAGAGGAUUUUGAGAAAGACUAAAGUGAUCAGUCCCAUCAAUGGGGUGAAGAGAUCUCCAUUGGAGAAAAGGGGAUUACAGGGGACUAGUUCGACUGGCGGAAGAUCUCCGAGGGAUCCCGUCAAAGUGAAGAACAUCAAGAGACCGAUCAGCGGGGAUGGAACUAGCAGGACCAAGAAGCAACCAAUGGAGGUUGUCUAUCGUACGGCAGUCUAUAAUAUGAAGAACGAGAAACUCGCAAAACCUAGUCCAUCAAAACCGAAAUCGGGCCCAAGGCUUCUCAACGACCUCAUCUGCGGAGGGAAACCAAAAAAAAUUCCGCAUUCCUCAAAACGAAAAACUUCAACGUCAUUUCAGGGGGCGAAAGAUUCAUCUCAGCCUAUCAGGCAUUGGAAAUGAGCUGAAUCAUCUCUGAAGAGUUCCCAAGAGACUUGCCUAAAGAAUCGUGAUAUUUUCAUUAGAAUAAAUAUAAUUUGCUAGAGAUAUAAGCUAUUUAAAGCUCUGGUAUAUAAUUGAGGCCCAGAGAUUGAGCUCUCUUAGUUAAAUGGAUUUUCAAUAAUAUAAUUAAAAGCUAUAUUUGUUAAUUCUUUCAAGAAGGCCAAUGAUAUGUAAAAAUACAUAUAUUAUCUAUAUACAAUACUUUAUAAUAUUAUCGGUGCAGCAACCAAGAUAUACAUAUAUCAUACAUAUAAUCAUAUUUGUUUUUUUUUCUUCAUUAUUUUAAUUUCUUCUUCUUCUUUUCUUUUACUCAGUCCUCGAUUCGUAGAAAUGAUGAGAAGUAAUUA
This is a messenger RNA of Diachasmimorpha longicaudata, 3582 nucleotides long. RefSeq lists its product as uncharacterized. NCBI's taxonomy places the organism in Eukaryota, Metazoa, Arthropoda, Insecta, Hymenoptera, Braconidae. The transcript is spliced from 5 exons. The record is from RefSeq and is a predicted model, not a curated record. Bases 1106 to 3196 code for a protein of 696 amino acids.